Molecule: messenger RNA, 2712 nt
Organism: Dendroctonus ponderosae (mountain pine beetle)
Lineage: Eukaryota; Metazoa; Arthropoda; Insecta; Coleoptera; Curculionidae
Gene: CrebB
Product: cyclic AMP-dependent transcription factor ATF-1
Biological process (GO): regulation of transcription by RNA polymerase II
Cellular component (GO): nucleus; transcription regulator complex
Molecular function (GO): RNA polymerase II cis-regulatory region sequence-specific DNA binding; protein binding; DNA-binding transcription factor activity, RNA polymerase II-specific
Source: RefSeq, a predicted model, not a curated record
CGUCCGGAAGAAAUUCCAUUUUACGACGGCAUAAAAACCCAUUAGUUUCAUUUUCUCUACUCAUUUACCACUUGACCAUUCAAAUGCACUUAAUUGUUUAGGAGAGUUUCCUUCGCAUCAAAGUUGGUUGGAACCGCGCGUUUUCCGUUGCUUCUACUUAAAGUACACUUUAAUUUUUUCCAUUUUGCGUCAAAACCAGAGACAUUUCGAAGUAGAUGUUUGCGACAAAAACGAGCAUUUUCAUACUCUAUCCAGCAAUGACAACUGGAGCUUCGCAGCUCAAGCGGCUCCGUAAAAAAUGAGCCAACCGCUAAGGCGGUUUUUCCUUUUCCGGCGGCAAACAUUAAAACUACAGUCGUACAUUCCGGUAAACUAAUACAGCAAGUCAACGCACCCAUACACAUGUGCCAUUAAGAAAAAACAGACAAUUUCAGAACGACGCGUCAGGAAUAACAACACAUCGUAUGUGAGGCGACGCUGGUGGAUCCACAAGAUUAAUGAGCGAAUUGUACAUCGGCAAUAUCUUAUCUGGUGGAUCUUUAAAGGUAGCCUGAUAGUCCCUGAGGUGAAAAUCGGGUGCUCCAGAUGGUUUGGACCUCGUUCUUCUAAUCCAUUUCCCUCUCUCAAUGUAAUUGCUUGUGAUCAAAUGAUAUUUUCCUUGGGCGAGAGAACAUAGUUGGAAGAUACUCAGAUUUCUAUGUACUCGAGCCAAGACAGAUCGACCGGGGAUUUUUCCCGGAUUCCUCCUCCGCUAGUCUCCUUCAGCGGCUCACAAUGCUGCCAUUUAAAUUGCCGCAUAAUAUUACGUUGAAGGAAUCCCACUCAGACUUGAAUCAAGUGCAGAGCGUGAUACAGCCAAAUCAGCAAUCGGUAAUACAGACAGCCGCCAACAUCCAGCCAUUGAUAGGAAAAGGCAACGUUAUUCUAGUCGGCAAACCCAACUCCGUCAUCCAGACGACGCAAGGGAGUUUGCAAGCUUUAAGGGUGGUUGAAGCUACAGGCAGCGAUGACAGUUUUUCGGACGAUGAGUCUCUAAAGAAGAGGCACGACCUGCUAACAAGACGGCCCUCAUACCGGAAAAUACUCAACGAUCUUGGAGGGGGUGAGAUAGCUGAGCCCAAGAUCGAGCAGAAUUCCUCAGAGGCCGAGAGUGAAUUGUCGUCACAUUCUAUCCCAUACCACACAGUUCUGCCCGCUACAGCUAUACAAAUUUCGAGCGGGGACGGCGGCCAGGGAAUUCAUGCGCUGACUAUGACUAAUGCGACCGCAGGAGGAGCAAUUGUUCAGUAUUCCCCCGGCCAGGAAUUCUUUGUGCCUGUUGUGGCGCAGACGGGCAGCAUAAACCAAGGGGGCGGUGAGGACCAGGCGAGAAAACGCGAAAUGAGACUACUUAAAAACCGGGAAGCGGCUCGAGAAUGUCGAAGGAAAAAGAAGGAAUAUAUAAAGUGUUUGGAGAACCGAGUGGCGGUGCUGGAGAAUCAAAACAAGGCGCUAAUCGACGAAUUGAAAGCGCUCAAAGAACUGUAUUGCCAGCAGAAGACGGAAUGAGUAUGCGUGGUGGACAUUCGGGUCUUCUGUGGUAAAUAGCUUAAACUUGAUUGUUUUUUGUAUUGCAUCGUGACUCUGAUAUUUGUACAUAUUAGUUAAAUGUACAAUUGUACAUUGAGUUACCGAUUGAUUUAGCAACGGUUCUACAUUAGAACUGGCUGACGGAGUCCCUAAAUCAAUGUUCUUGUUCCAACUUGUUUUUCCUUCUCAACACUUCAACUGCUUUCUUUAAGUGACCUCAGUUCGCAAACAAUGCAUUAAGUUGUUUGGGCGAGGCAAUUGAAAAAUCCCGUUGCUAUCUACAUAUUUAAAGGGUUGUAAAUAUUGUCAUACAUGAAGGCUUGUGACAGAUUUUAUAUAUUUAUAGCCAAUGUAUAUAAUAUGGUUGGUUGAUUUGAUUAGUUUAUAUAGUAACUUGUUUUUUGUUGAGUUUAAAUGGGGGUGCAGCUCAAGUGGCACACAUUAUUGUUUCCAUCCCUUAGGUCGAAUGCCCCUUAUUUGAAAUGUCGUGUCUUUAAGAUGUUUUAUUUGAUUAGUUAGGACCUACGAGAGUGCCUUGUAAAGAUACGCCUUGAAUUCGAUUGUCUAAUUUCGUACAAAUUCUCAGUUGAUGCGAUAUUAGACGGUAAAUUCGAGCUUAAACUGGAUAUGUAUAUAUUGUAAAAAUGUUAUUUUAUGUACUUUUACAUAUCAAAGAUUGGAAGAUUAUAAACUACGCUAACUACUUUUGCACCGCCAAAGCCUUUCUUCUUUAGCCACUAUUGGGACCCCUAAGGGUCGCAACUUAAUAAAUUAUGCGUUCAACGUUCUAUAAAUCGCAUCUCUAGAAUUGUACAUUUUUUUAGAAUCUUUUAUAAUAUAGGCAGAGGAAAUUAUGGUACAAAUCAGGAUAGCAAAACAGUUGGUUUAAAAACAAGUUUUACCGUUCAGCAAAGAUGGGCUGAGAGACCGAUUUGCGUUUAUUGGGGCAGAUUGUUUCGAAGUAUAUCAAAAUCAUUUUAUAUUGUACAAAAGCGAAACAAUACAUUUUUACACUUCCGAUAAAAGAAGCUAUUUUGGUAGUGAUUUGUAGUUAGGUGAUUGUGUAAAUACGGUUUAUAAUUUAAUUGAUGUUAAAAGUAUUAGUUAAAUUAUGAAGAAAUAAAUGGAAUAUUUUAAUAUGUU